Molecule: messenger RNA, 8659 nt
Organism: Gambusia affinis (western mosquitofish)
Lineage: Eukaryota; Metazoa; Chordata; Actinopteri; Cyprinodontiformes; Poeciliidae
Exons: 1
Coding region: 1317-7337 (2006 amino acids)
Biological process (GO): DNA integration
Molecular function (GO): zinc ion binding; nucleic acid binding
Source: RefSeq, a predicted model, not a curated record
UGGUUAAUAUGUGGUGUUCUGUUUCUUUAAGAGAAGAACUAUUAUGGUAUAGUUUAUAUGGAAAGCACACCUCAACACGAGGUGUGACAGACAAGGAUGCUGUGUGGACAAUUGCUAUUGGGUAAUUGCUAUUCUCCUGAAAUCUGAUUGGCCGGGGGGCGGGACAACAGGAGAGCGAAAAAAGAGAGAGAAGAAGAAGGAUUGGAGAGAGCGCGCGGUGAGGACGUCGGCGGGUUGACUUGGCGGAGUGCCGCUGGGACUUUGGGUGAGCAGUUGGGCCAAUAUAGCUUGCUCACCUGUGCAACAACAGAGUGGUUGGAGAGCCGACUGAGAACCGACUGAGAACCGACUGAGGACCGACUGAGGACCGCUGAAGGACCGAGAGCGACGCGUUCGGUGAGCUGAAUCGGAGGGUUGCCAAGGAGACGGUGGACCCGGAGAGAUCUGCUGCACCUGCGUUGGGUCGAGGUUUGGAUUUUCUUCACCUUCGUGGAUAAAGUAGUGCGGGGUUCGACUGCUGUCAGGAGACAGGAGUUGUCGGGAACUUACCUUCAUCAUUUGGGUUGAGAACCCGGGGUGAGUGGAGUCAAUAACAGGCCUGCAACGGGGGUUUUAAUGACUAUUUUGCCGGCAUUUAUUUGUUUUCUUUUGUUUGGUGGGCCCACCAAUUAAACAGUGCCAGUUAUGGUAUGGACUUUAUAUUAUAAGUAAGAACUGUUAUGUGUUCCGGAAAGUUAUAAAUAAGUUACUUUCAAACUAUUGAGGUGUUUAAUACAGAGGGAGAGUCCCUAUUUAUCAACCUGUAGGGUGAUAAAGUCGUGUGUACUUUUAUUUGUUAUUUGUGUUAAUAUUUGUAAAGGUAACAAAAAGACAUUUGGGUCUAAAUACGGUUCCCACAGUGAUGACUGUGGUACAGUUUCAUUUCUAUUUCUUGAGUUAGUAAAUAAAUUCUUUAUUCUUAUAAAGUGUCCUUAUUUCUGGGUCAGACAUACUCAGUUUCACUGGCAGGACCAUGGGGUGUUACAGUUAGCUUUACGAACCCGAAGCGUUAAAUCUAGCAUAGAUGACAGAAAGCGCUACAUAAAUGGAGGCACCGCUGGGAUUAAAAUUCGAAAAACAAUAAAAAUAAAUAAGUAAACAAUAAAAUAAACUUGCAUGUGAAAGCUAGUCCCCAAGGUUUCUUUAGUUAAGCUGUUUUUUUUUCUGACCCAGAUUACUAACUUGGUUAAAUUGAACCUGUAGUUUAACAAGGGAAAAGUAAAAACUACUUAAGACUUUCCAAAACAGAAAUAAGUUAGUAAAACAUUAACUACAAAAUGUCUUUGUUGGAAAAUUGGUGUACAGGGGAGGGCUUAGAUGCAUCCCAUGCACUUGUAGUAAAACAGGUCCCCGUAGAGACCACAGUUAAGCACAUUGAAGAAACUUUGAUGACUAUCAAAGUUCUAGGACGAGUUAGGGUGAGAGGGCGUAUGUUUAACCCUCAAUCACAGUCCUUGAUGGUUUUAUGCGAGUGUAGUGAAAGAGUAAACACAAAAACUAUACCUCUGGAUGUGCCACCUAUUGAAGGAGGUGAACUGUGGACAUUGCAUGGGCCUGCAGAUGAAGAAAACAUCAACCCUGAAAAGAGACAAAUGGAUCCUCUCUCACAAAAUAGUUCUACAUCUACUGAAGAAGCAGCUGCACCAGAAAUGCUAUCAUCAGAAGCUAUGCCAGGAAACUCGGCAGAGUCGAUCAUCAGAGCUGUUGGUGAUCUGCUAGCAAAGACAAUGAAGCCUGCCCAAGAAAGUAAUGUCUUCAGGCGUCUCCGAACAUAUUCUGGCAUAAGUCCCACACCUCCAGGAGAGGAGAGUUUGGAGACAUGGAUGGAGCAAGCACAGCUAAUGGUGGAUGAGAGUGACUGUUCCUUUCGAGAGAAAAGGAAAAGGAUCGUAGAAAGCCUGAAAGGACCCGCUCUGGAGAUUGCUCAAGCUGUAAGAGCUAAUGAUCCAGAUGCAUCCCCAGAGGAAUAUAUUGAAGCUCUAGAAAAAGCAUUUGGAUCACCAGAGAGUCCUGAAGAUCUCUACUUCUCCUUCAGAGCCUUGCGCCAAAGCUCAGGUGAAAGACUUUCUGAUUUCUUACGGAGAGUAGAGCGAAAGCUAACAAAAGUGGUUCAGCGAGGAGGGAUAACUCCCAAUAUGAGAGACAGUGCACGUGUGGACCAGCUCCUUCGUGGAACCACAGAGUCCGAAAUAAUGUUACUACAGUUACGCCUAAGAGAAAGAAAGCGUAAUCCUCCUCCCUUCCUGACACUGUUGAAUGAAAUCAGAGAAGAAGAGUUUCAACAAGCAGUAAGGAAGAAAAAUGUUGCUCCUUCUGCUAGACCAUUUGUCAGGCAAGUGAGGGUGGAAGAUGAAAAUAAUUCAGAAUCUGAAGUUCAGGAGCUGCAGGCUCAAGUCAAAAUGCUGCAGUCCCAAGUGUCUGAACUCACAACUGGUCAGUUAAAAGCCACCUCGAAUGCUCAAAAUGCAUUCCACACAGAUGACCUGAAACCCAGAAAAAAUUAUGAAGUUCAGGCUUUAAGAAAACAAGUUGAGGAUGUGCAACAUCAUCUCAACAUGAUGACUGUGACACACACAAAUCCUCCUCAGACUAAAGGUGCAAGAUGGAGACCAGAAAACAAAGCAAAUAAAGUGAAUAAAGCUCCCCCUCACCUUAGUAGCCAAAGAACAACUCACACCAACCAUGAUGAAGAGGAUUUCUUCUGUUACAGGUGUGGGGAAGGAGGACAUGUGUCUACUCAUUGUACAGCCCCCGAAGACCAAGGCAAAGUCAUUCAGAAACUGAUCCGUUCUCUAAAAAGACAAAAAAGAAAUGAGACAAACAAACAAGCAAAAGAGACCUCAAAUACCAACUGCUCUGUCAAAAGGAAUGCAGUUGAUGCCCAACAUGCUACAGGCAUCCCUAAGGGACUAGUAGGGGAGGCCUCCCUCAGUAAAGUAAUCAUUGAAGGUCAACCAACCAACGCCCUGAUGGACAGUGGUUCUAGUGUUACCAUAAUAUUUGAAAGCUGGUACACAGACCAUUUGUCCCACUUACCUCUUCAUCCUAUUUCUAGCUUGGCCCUCUGGGGGCUCAGUGAAUCCUGCUAUCCAUACAAGGGCUAUAUAGCUAUGAAUGUUGAGUUCUUGGCUGAUGGUUUUCACUCAGAGCCAACGACAGUGUUAGCCUUAGUCUGCCCCGACCCUAAGGGUCCAGAUCAGGCCCCAGUAAUCAUGGGAACCAAUGCCUGUCGUUUUCAUCACCAGCCCAAGAGUUCAGAUGAAGCUGAAGGCCCUGGACAUGCUCGAGCUUGGCGUGUUUCUGUCAGCACACCAAAAACAUUUAAACAGGAACGCCCCUCAGUCCAGCUGGAUGAUAGUGUUGGACACAUAAAAUGGAUGGGUCCUGGACCUCUUAAGGUUCCCCCUGGUGGCUCAGCCCUGGCAGCCUGUAAAGUCAUUGCAAAAGAGUCCUGGGAGCAGGAUAUGUUGGUGGUUGAGCCUCCUGAGCAGCCCUCUCUCCCAGAUGGAAUAAUGGUGCCACCGUGUGUCCUCUUACCAUCUGAUAUGAAUCUAAACAACUUCUCACUGGUGCUAAAAAACGAAUCCAUAAAAACCAAAGCCAUCCCUAAAGGCACCAUUGUGGCAUGUAUUCAUAAAGCCAACGUUGUGACUGAGUUGCCCAAAAGCAAAGAGUCAGGUCAAACAAUAGAUCCUGGAUUGUUUGAUUUUGGCGACUCUCCAAUCCCAAGUGCCUGGAAGGAGAGGCUGGCUCAUAAGCUAUCAGAGAAAGCAGGAGUGUUCUCCCUUGAGGAAUGGGAUGUUGGACUGGCCAGAGGAGUCGAGCAUACCAUCCGCCUCAGUGACUCACGACCUUUUCGAGAGAGAUCCAGACGUCUUGCCCCUGCCGAUAUUGAUGACGUGCGAAGUCAUCUGCAGAAACUGCUGGCAGCAGGAAUAAUAAAGGAGUCACGUAGUCCUUAUGCUUCGCCCAUCGUGGUGGCAAGAAAAAAGAAUGGCUCCAUCAGGAUGUGUAUUGAUUACCGCACCCUGAAUGCGCGAACAAUCCCUGAUCAAUACACAGUUCCUAGGAUUGAUGAAGCUUUGGAUUGUAUGACAGGAAGCCGCUGGUUUUCUGUAUUGGAUCUUCGAAAUGGCUAUUACCAGAUUGGCAUGGCUGAGCAAGACAAGGAGAAAACAGCCUUUAUCUGCCCCCUAGGGUUCUUCCAGUUUGAGCGUAUGCCCCAAGGCAUAACAGGAGCCCCGGCUACCUUUCAAAGGUUAAUGGAAAAGGCUGUCGGAGACAUGAACCUCCUGCAAUGUUUAGUAUACCUGGAUGACCUAAUAGUGUUCGGCCGGACACUAGAGGAACAUGAGGAACGUCUCCUCAAAGUAUUGGAUCGACUACAAGAAUAUGGUCUGAAGGUGUCUAUUAAUAAGUGUCAGUUCUGUCAACCUCAGGUCAAAUAUGUCGGCCACAUUGUGUCUGCUUCAGGAAUUUCUACUGAUCCAGAAAAAAUCAAAGCAGUCCUUAACUGGGAGCAGCCUACUGAUCUUAAGAGCCUUCAGUCGUUUUUGGGUUUCUGUGGCUACUACAGACGAUUCAUUGCCAACUACUCGUCCAUUGUGAGGCCCCUGACAGACUUAACCAAAGGCUACCCUCCUGUUAAAAAAGGACAGAAAGCAGUUAACUCCAAUUCGGUCUACCUUAAAAAAUCUGAACCCUUUGGGGACAGGUGGACUUUGGCCUGUACUACUGCUUUUAAGAAAAUAAUACAGUGCCUUACAACUGCACCAGUCCUGGCAUUUGCAGAUCCAACUAAGCCCUACAUAUUGCAUGUAGAUGCCAGCUUUGAUGGGCUAGGUGCUGUGCUCAACCAGGAACAUCCAGAAGGCUUGCGUCCUGUAGCCUUUGCCAGUCGAAAGCUGAGAAACUCUGAGAGAAAUUAUCCGGUCCAUCAACUCGAGUUCCUUGCACUCAAGUGGGCUGUGGUUGAUAAGUUGCACGACUACUUGUACGGAGCCAAGUUCACUGUGAGAACCGACAACAACCCACUGACCUAUGUCCUUACUACGGCCAAACUAAGUGCUGCAGGUCAUAGAUGGUUGGCUGCCCUGUCCACCUAUGAUUUUGGCAUACAGUAUCGACCAGGUCGGGAGAAUAUUGAUGCCGACCUGCUUUCCAGAAAUGCAAACUCUGAAGAGGAGGGGUGGAUACCUCCCUCUGGAGUGAAAGCUCUGUGCAAAACUGUAAGUGUGGCUGGGUUCUCUGGAAACACACGGUGUGUGGAUCAACUGGGUGUUUCCCCAUCUGCCAUUCCUGAUCUGUAUGUGUACCCCAUCUCUCUUGGUGAGAACCCAGUACAACAGUUCAGCCUGACAGACCUACAAAAUGAACAAGACUCAGACGAAGCUAUUGGAAAGAUUAAAAAUGAGAUAAAAGCUGGACAUUGGCCCUGUAGCUUCCAGACUGAGCAUCAGGAGGCCAUUCUGCUACAGCGAGAGAAAGAGAAGUUGCAGAUAAAGAAUGGACUGAUGUACAGGAGGCUUAUAAGGCCUACCGGAAAGGAAGUGUUCCAGUUGGUGCUUCCUCCAAAACAUCGGCUGCAAGUAUUAAAGCAGUUGCAUGAUGAUUUUGGGCACCUCGGUAUUGAAAAAACAACCGAGUUGGUGCGGGAUCGGUUCUAUUGGCCGAAAAUGGCACAUGACAUUGAGCAUUAUGUCAAGACUUGUGGGGUUUGUGUGGCUCACAAGACCUUGCCUCGCAAAACGAGUCCCCUACACCAGAUCACAAGUCGAGGCCCAUUAGACUUGGUCUGUAUAGACUUCUUGUCUAUCGAGCCAGAUUCUCGUGGGGUGGCCAAUGUACUCGUUAUUACCGAUCAUUUUACUCGGUAUGCUCAGGCCAUACCCACUAGCAACCAAAGAGCUACUACAGUUGCUAAAGUUCUGCUAGAAAAGUUCUUUGUGCACUAUGGCUUACCACGCCGAAUCCACUCUGACCAAGGGCGUGAUUUUGAGAGUUCUCUGAUAAAAGAGCUCCUUAAUAUGCUGGGGAUAAAGAAAUCAAGAACUACACCCUAUCAUCCCCAAGGGGAUCCCCAGCCAGAGCGCUUUAAUCGCACUCUCUUGUCUAUGUUGGGCACUCUCGAGCCACAGGACAAACAAAAAUGGAGUCAGCAUGUGGCCUCUAUGGUUCAUGCUUAUAACUGUACUCGUAAUGAGGCCACAGGAUAUUCACCAUACUUCCUGAUGUUUGGGCGGGAGGCUCGUCUGCCUGUGGAUGUGUGUUUUGGGUUGUCUCAAGCUGGAGAAGAAGACAUUAAACAUCAUCAAUAUGUGGACAAACUGAGAAAAGAGCUCCGUCAUGCUUGCCAUCUUGCGACAGAGGCUUCCAACAAGAAUCAUCAGAAAAACAAGAGAAGCUAUGAUGGCAGGGUUCGAGCUCAGAACCUGGAGGACGGAGAUCGGGUUCUUAUUCGAGCCUUGGGAAUCCCUGGAAAACACAAGUUAAAGGGGAAGUGGAAUCCGCAACCUUAUGUGGUUGUUGGAAAGCUCCCUAACUUACCUGUGUAUCGGGUAAAACCUGAAAGUGGACAAGGGGUAGUAAAGACUCUGCACAGAGAUCAUCUGCUACCAAUAGGGAUUCUGGUGAGAAUUCCAGACCUCACUGAAAGAAGCUGUCUGCCUCAGAGACCUUCCACCAGGUCCACUGAUGUAGCUAAAGCCCAGUAUGAGGUGCAGCAUUCAGCAGAGGAAGCGAGGGAUGAGGAUUCUGAAGAUGAUGAAGAUGUCCCUCGGCAGUUCUGCAGAGGAGUUGUCCAGGAUGCCUGGUUAACACGCCCUCCAACUGUCCAGUUAUUGUCCCUUGCUAAUGACAGAUCUGAUGUCAUCUCUGAAAGAGAUCUUGGCGGACCAACUCUGUCAUGCAAUGAGGAGGGAGGGCUUGACCACGACGCAGUUGUAGAAGAGGACACAGGUGAUAUACUUUCGUCAGAAGACCCUGUGGCGGACACAGGGCUGGAGGUGGGAGACGUCCCAACAUCUAGUAUGUCUGAUGAUGAAGUUAACUCUACCAGUGUUCCUGCUACUAAACGACUGGUUAAGCCUGUCAUCCGUCUGAGCUACGACGAGCCUGGAAAGCCCACAGACAAGCCAUUGGUCAUUGUGCACAGAGGGGUGAGGAUAUACAUAACCACAGAUCCUGAGGAAGAUCCCACUAUUGUCUGUCAUCCGCCCUGCAAUGUCCCGGUUCAUAGAGUAGCAAGCUGCAGUUUUGAGAGUUUGUUGCAUACAGAACAGUCUGAUGGGGACAUCUAGACAUUUAACCCGGGGAGGAUGUAACCUGUUGGGUUCCCAGCUAGGAGAGUUUCUCAACUCUUUUAACACUUAGAGAGUUGUCUGAUGGGGACAUCCAGACAUUUAGCCAGGGGAGGGUGUAACCCUCUGGGUUCCCAGAAAUGUGUUAUUGUUGUUUUAAAAAAAUGACAAGGUUAACAUAUUUAAUGCAUGUAAAUUAAUAUCUUAAAGUAAGAUAUAAUAAUUUCCUAGACUUAUGGUGGGAGAAAAAAUAACUUAAAAAGUCAAAGUAAAAGACUGGUUAAUAUGUGGUGUUCUGUUUCUUUAAGAGAAGAACUAUUAUGGUAUAGUUUAUAUGGAAAGCACACCUCAACACGAGGUGUGACAGACAAGGAUGCUGUGUGGACAAUUGCUAUUGGGUAAUUGCUAUUCUCCUGAAAUCUGAUUGGCCGGGGGGCGGGACAACAGGAGAGCGAAAAAAGGAAGAGAAGAAGAAGGAUAGGAGAGAGCGCGCGGUGAGGACGUUGGCGGGUUGACUUGGCGGAGUGCCGCUGGGACUUUGGGUGAGCAGUUGGGCCAAUAUAGCUUGCUCACCUGUGCAACAACAGAGUGGUUGGAGAACCGACUGAGAACCGACUGAGGACCGCUGAAGGACCGAGAGCGACGCGUUCGGUGAGCUGAAUCGGAGGGUUGCCAAGGAGACGGUGGACCCGGAGAGAUCUGCUGCACCUGCGUUGGGUCGAGGUUUGGAUUUUCUUCACCUUCGUGGAUAAAGUAGUGCGGGGUUCGACUGCUGUCAGGAGACAGGAGUUGUCGGGAACUUACCUUCAUCAUUUGGGUUGAGAACCCGGGGUGAGUGGAGUCAAUAACAGGCCUGCAACGGGGGUUUUAAUGACUAUUUUGCCGGCAUUUAUUUGUUUUCUUUUGUUUGGUGGGCCCACCAAUUAAACAGUGCCAGUUAUGGUAUGGACUUUAUAUUAUAAGUAAGAACUGUUAUGUGUUCCGGAAAGUUAUAAAUAAGUUACUUUCAAACUAUUGAGGUGUUUACUACAGAGGGAGAGUCCCUAUUUAUCAACCUGUAGGGUGAUAAAGUCGUGUGUACUUUUAUUUGUUAUUUGUGUUAAUAUUUGUAAAGGUAACAAAAAGACAUUUGGGUCUAAAUACGGUUCCCACAGUGAUGACUGUGGUACAGUUUCAUUUCUAUUUCUUGAGUUAGUAAAUAAAUUCUUUAUUCUUAUAAAGUGUCCUUAUUUCUGGGUCAGACAUACUCAGUUUCACUGGCAGGACCAUGGGGUGUUACAGUUAGCUUUACGAACCCGAAGCGUUAAAUCUAGCAUAGAUGA